Cercopithifilaria johnstoni is the source of this 1011-nucleotide messenger RNA. Lineage: Eukaryota; Metazoa; Nematoda; Chromadorea; Rhabditida; Onchocercidae. The record is from the annotation of a GenBank genome assembly.
AUGUAUUCAGGACAUAGUGGACAAAGACGUGGACUGUUGAGACCGGUUACAGCAACCAAUGAUGGGCCGAUAUUCCGGAAUUUACCAUUAUUAGGUUUCUUAAUGGGUCUUCUGUUUUUCUUCUUCAUUUUCAACAUUUAUCAAGCUCAGAGUGCGGAGCUGUACGAUAUGCGUAAUCAAAUAAAAUUUGAAAGGAGUCGUCAUAUUAAAGUGAAGUCGGAGAACAUUGAAUGCAGUGAAAAAUUGGCGAAACGGGAUAGUACCCUGUUAUCUUACAUGAUAAAUUUAAAACAGCUUCAGAACGACAAAAACACAUGUUUCACCUCGUUGGAUUUAAUGAAAGCUGAAUUGGCGCUGGCAAAACUAACACUCACUAAUCUGCGAACCAAUUCUGCUUUGAUGGAGAGUGUUUUAGAAGCACCAAAGAAAACUGUUGAAAGUUUGAAAGCGCAGUUGCAAGGAAAAGAUGUGGAGGAAGACAUUUCUCAGGAUUCCAAUUUAAGUGCUUUACCAUUGGUAAUAACUCAAAGUGCUAAUGGACUAACAAAUCGCAAAAAUAUCUCUGUUCAACGUGAAAAAUUGGCAAAUAAAACUGAGCAUAGUCAAUCUCCCAGUGCUUCCACAUUGUCCCAACAAAAAACCGUCUUGCCACAGCCUGUCGCACUCGGAGUUCCGGAACGUAUUGUUGUCACGGUAAAGUCUAGUAAUAAUCCUCAUGUUGCUACAGUUCAUGCCGCUUCAGUCCCGCGAAUUGAUGCGCAACACGAUCAACUUAAUUUCCUGUCCUCACCUCUACAAUUAAAACAAUCACUUGAGGCCAAAAAAGAGGAGAAUCCAAUGCUCCCAAAUAUUCCUAAAGUUCAGCUGAAUAACGUUGUGGGCAUGAAUGAACAAUUUCCGUUCAUUCAGAAGAAGGAUCAGAUAAAAAAGAAUGUAGAAAAUGGUAAUGAUAGUGAUAGAAAACAAGUAAUUGGUGGUGAAAACAUUGAUAAAGAAGCAGAAGGUGCGUAG